AUGGCAGCCAAAAUAAAUCCAGGCAUCGUCUACAUGACGGCCAGCCUGGUCCUCUUUGCCGUUGCCGUAGUCCUCCAUUUCCACAGCCUGCACCUGUCGCUGCCCAUCCCUGCCGCCGUCACCAUCUUGACCGUCAUCAUCCCCAUCGCCGCCUUUCUCAACGCCUUUGUCUACCCGAACCUGCUACGCGACUCCUCCACCUCCUCCUCCUCCUCCUCCUCCUCCUCCCCCUCCUGGCAGCGCCUGCUCCCCGGCGCGCUCCAAGGCCUCCAGGCCAUCCUUGCCGCCGUCCUCGCCACGCUCCUCGCCCAAGGCUUCGCGUCCUCCCCCGCCACCCGCGCCUGCGCCCUCGACGCCGCCUGGGACGCCCUCUACCGCGCCCGCGACGCCGACGCCGUCCGCCUCGUCCAGGACACCCUCGGCUGCUGCGGCUACUCCGACGUCGACGACCGCGCCUUCCCCUUUGCGAGCCUCAUCCAGCAGACGUGCGCCCAGAUUUACGGCCGCGACCGCGCCUGCGCGGCGCCCUGGCGCGCUGCCAUGGAGACGCACGCCGGCAUCGCGUUUGGCGUCGUCAUGGCCGUGGCCCUGAUGCAGGUGCUCGGCCUCGUCCUCAUGCGGCCCGGCACGAGCUGGUGGACCGCCCUCCGCACCCCCGAAGACGAAGAGGCCGACGACGGUUACGACGAGCGCAGCAGACUGCUGGGUGGCGAGCGAGGGUCUCAGCAAGCUACGACUUCUUCCCCAGUCGCCGGACCGUCAACCUAUGCUGAGGCGGCCCGAUAA
Molecule: messenger RNA, 786 nt
Organism: Cordyceps fumosorosea ARSEF 2679
Lineage: Eukaryota; Fungi; Ascomycota; Sordariomycetes; Hypocreales; Cordycipitaceae
Product: iron transport multicopper oxidase FET3 precursor
Exons: 4
Coding region: 1-786 (261 amino acids)
Source: RefSeq, a predicted model, not a curated record